CUCCUGUCAGUGAGCUGAUGAAUGCGGAAGAGCUGGGGGUCAGAGUUGAAUGUUUCACAGAAAGCUCAAUAUGGAUUCCAUAUUUCAUGAGAAACAAGAGGGCUCCCUGUGUGCCCAGCAUUGCCUCAACAACCUCCUGCAGGGGGAGUACUUCACCCCCGUGGAUCUGUCCUCCAUUGCUCAUCAGCUGGAUGAAGAGGAGAGGAUGAGGAUGGCUGAGGGGGGCAUGGCCAGUGAGGAGUACAGGACCUUCUUACAGCAACCCUCAGGGAACAUGGAUGACAGUGGAUUCUUUUCAAUACAGGUUAUUAGCAACGCUCUACGGGUGUGGGGCUUGGAGCUAAUCCUCUUUAACAGUCCAGAGUACCAGAGGCUGAUGAUAAACCCAAUAAAUGAGAAAGCCUUCAUUUGCAACUAUAAGGAGCACUGGUUUACUAUACGCAAACUUGGGCAGCAGUGGUUCAACCUGAAUUCACUGCUGACCGGACCUGAGUUGAUAUCAGACACGUAUUUAGCCCUUUUCCUCGCACAGCUGCAACAGGAAGGUUAUUCCAUAUUUGUAAUCCGAGGAAAUCUCCCAGAGUGUGAGGCAGAGCAGAUUCUUGGGAUCAUGAGGGUCCAUCAGCAGCAGCGGCCCAGACUCAUUGGAGAGGACGAGGCCCAGACCAGUAUGGGGACAUCAGGUUCUCAGAGCCAGGCAGAUGUGGGGUUCAGUGUGGAGGAUGACGACGAAGAAUUAAAGAGAGCUCUGGCUCUCAGCAGACAGGACAUGGAUGUGGAAGAUGAAGAGGCUGAUGUCCGUAGAGCCAUACAGCUCAGCAUGCAAGGAACGGUGAGGAGCGAAAGGUCUUCAGAGUGUGAGGUGUUCGAUGUGAAAUCACGUAUCGCUGGUGAUGAACAAAAAGGAGGCCAGAGUGAGACACUUACAGCUGAGGAGCUGAGGAAGAGGAGACAAGCCUACUUUGAUCGGCAGCACCCACAAGCUCAGCCAAACCUUCCCCAACAGCCAGAUGUACCUCCAACCGCUGGGUCAGGAUCAGCAAACAACGCCUCAGAGGAAUACCAACAGCAAGAGUCCAGCCAGUGAAAUCGUGAAAAGUUUGUGUUGUUAACCAGCAGCCUGGAUCAGAAACCCCUGACUGGGGCAGCUUUAUCCCUCCUCUAACCUUUUGCAUAUGCAAAUAUAAGGACGUAAGGACUUGGUUUCCUGUGUUAGUUCACUGACCGACCAGAGAGAAGAGAAGAGUGACAACGAAGCGGCAGCACUUUGAUGUGACUCGGUGAAGCACUUGGAAAGUGGGGGAAAGGGGUCACCACUAGGCUCAAGAGGACUCAUGAUGCAGUAAAUCCAAGAUUGCAAUUGCCUUUUUUACCAUGGCGCCUUCUUUUCUAUUGAAUACAGUUUUUUUGUUUUUUUUUAUUCCAGUUCUUUUGUUUUUUAGGGAGACCUGGAAAGACAAAAAAACAUGGAAUGGGCUUGAGUUGGAGGUAAAAAACGGAGCUAGGCAUUCUAUGAAAGCCAUAAGAGACCAAGGUUUUGGAUACAGAUAAAAGCUUUAUAGGACAACCCCUCCUGCUGUUAGGUUUGGGUUUGUGGAACAAAGAAAUGAUCAGGAGGCCUAAUCCAUCAUCACAACUCCUUUAUAGUUUGAAAUAAUCCAACAAUUUCACGCUGCACCAAAGUGUCUUUUGGUCUGAAACAUUAAUGUCUGUGGAUGGUUUGUUCCUGAUCUCAGUGAUCAUUUUACUCCAACUGCUUUCAGAAUACAUGUUGAUGUCGUCACUUUAUUCCUUUCUUUAAAUGUACAAGUUGACAUUAAAUGAAUACAGUACAAGGGUCCACUGUGGACAGAGAGUAAGUACAGGUUUUUCUACUGUCAUUUAAAUCUUGACAUUCAGUUAAAAUCUCUCAAAAAGCACUUAGUGAACUAAGAAGGAAAGCCAGUUUAGUAUGUUAACUGUAGAUAAUGGAAAUAUGUAAUUUUACUGCCCCUAAAAUACUUGUUUAAUUACUUUAAUUUGGCUGAAUAAUGUAAAGUAGAAACCAGAUGUUUACAUACACUGUAAGAAUAGACAUUUAACUGACUGUCUGACAUAAAACCAGACAAAACCUUGGUUGGGAUUAUAUGUACAUAUUGGAAUAAUAAGGGAUUUUGGUAGAAUUUCCCUUUAAACUUUAUGAUUCAGGUCAAACAUUUCAGGUUUCCUUCUACAAGCUUCUCACAAUAGUUUGCUGGAAUUUUGACCCAUUCCUCCUGACAGAACUGGUGCGGGUUUAUGGGCCUCACUGCUCACACACCUUUUCAGCUUUACCCACAGAUUUUCUAUGGUACUGAGAUCCGGAAUUUGUGAGGGCUGCUCUAAAACGUAGACUAUGUGGACCAUAAGCCACUAGUUUGGUGGUAUGUUUACGGUUAUUCUCUAUUCAGAAGCCCUAUUUGUGCCUCAGCUUUAAGGUCUUUGCUGAUAUCUUGUUGCUUCAACAUUUCUCCGUAUUGUGCUUUCUUUAUUUCAUUUUGUGAAAACCCGUCCCUCCUGCAGAAAAAACAUCCUCACAGCAUGAUGCUCCCACCCCUCCCCCCACAGUUAGGAUUAUAUCCGCAGGCUUACAAGCUUUCCCUUUUUCCUCCAAAUGUCAAACUGGCUGUUAUGACCAAAACUUUAGUUUCAUCAAACCACAGGACAAACUGAAAUCUGGCUUUUUAUGUUGCUGUUGAUGUAAUGACGUCUUCCACACCGAGUGACCUUUCAGCCCCUGUUGAUACAGGACUAUGUUUACUGUGGAUAAUAACAGCCUCGUCUAAUCAGCCUCUUCACACGGUCUGCUGCGUUAGUUCUCGGGUUGAUUCAGACAUUUAACACCUAAUUAUUCUCUUGGACACAAAUCUACUGCUGAACGGUAUGGUGGCUUGACAUUCCAGUGCUGUUAAUGCCUGAUAAUUGUUGAUUGUUUGACCCAGUAAAUGGCUCUUUCAGGCCUCUGGAAAUCAUAGCCAAGGAUUAACCAGACUUAUGGAGGUCCACAAAACCCACAUAAUAUCUUGAUCGAUUUCUUUAAAUGUUUUGUCCCAUGAUGUCACACAAGGAGGCAGUGUGUUUAAGAUCUUGCCUUAAACGACAUCCCCGGUAUUUGCUUUCUGUAAACCUUAGAUGUUGUGAAUGAACCUACCAGAGGCUUAAAAGCAAUGACAUCAUCAUCUGGGCUUUUCCAAAUUGGCUUUGUAAUCUUAGUGUAUGUAAACGUCUAAAAGAAGUACCGUAAUAGAAAUAACAUUGGUAUUCCUAGCUGACCCGAAACAGGAAAAGACAGAUUUAAUGUUUACAGUGUGUGUAAAUAUCUGCUUUUAUCCACCUUACAUGAUACAUGGGUUUGCAUUGUGGUUGCAGACGGUUCUUGCAAGUCAUUUGCUGAUUGACGAUCUUCAGAAAUAAUAGAAAAUAGUUAUUAAGAUACAUAAUCUGUUGAACUGAAAAGCAAAAGAGAGAAAGCAAACACAAAUGUUGCAGCUUAUUGGAUCCAAAACUCUAAGGGCCGUUAUCAGGUUCUCUUUUGUUGGACGGACCACACCAGCGCAUUAAAACAGUUUGAGUCAGGUUUACUGGAACCAGGGUGGGGGGGUUAUACUGAAAGCUGGUGGAAGUCAUGAAAAGGAAAGGACUUGCUGUGUUUCAUGACUUCCUGCAAGAUGUGACGUUUUCACUGUUGCUUGCUGGGACUGGCUGUAUUUUUUCUUUUUAAAUGCACUUAUGUGAGAGUAUCCAAUGUUUUAUCAUUGCAUUGUUUUCAAUCACUUCUUUCUUACAGUAACCGGCUUUGUUUGUUUCAUUUUGCGAUACACAUUCUUUCAUUUAAUAUAAUGUUCAGUGUUGCAGGAUUAAAGUGAUAUUAACUCAU
Molecule: messenger RNA, 3895 nt
Organism: Girardinichthys multiradiatus
Lineage: Eukaryota; Metazoa; Chordata; Actinopteri; Cyprinodontiformes; Goodeidae
Product: ataxin-3-like
Exons: 11
Coding region: 50-1087 (345 amino acids)
Biological process (GO): protein deubiquitination; blood coagulation
Cellular component (GO): nucleus
Molecular function (GO): cysteine-type deubiquitinase activity; serine-type endopeptidase inhibitor activity
Source: RefSeq, a predicted model, not a curated record